Neoarthrinium moseri is the source of this 513-nucleotide messenger RNA. RefSeq lists its product as uncharacterized. The transcript is spliced from 2 exons. The record is from RefSeq and is a predicted model, not a curated record. Bases 1 to 513 code for a protein of 170 amino acids. Lineage: Eukaryota; Fungi; Ascomycota; Sordariomycetes; Amphisphaeriales; Apiosporaceae.
AUGCCGGCAUUCGGUGAUCCCUCCGCUUUCCCAACCUUCUACACCCUCCCAGUCACGACCGACUUUGUCGAUGAGACGAAAUCAUGGUAUAUCCUGGCCCAGAUCAAAAACAACAUGACCAUCACGAAGCCAACUCUCAUUGUGACGGACCAAAGUGGCAUGGACUUCGCAGUAACUUUCGAGAAUACGGGCUUUGACCUGAAAGCUAGAGGGUUGAAGAAAGGCAACACGGUUGUUAUCCCGCAAGCUCGCCGAACCGACAAGGGAGAAGGGAGAAAGGAUGUCCUCGUUGUGGAGAGUGAGGAUUGCGAAAGCGUAAAGGCGAUCCCCGGAAAACUAGAUUGGAUCAUGGAGUUGGGUUCAAUGAUGGAUGACGAAACCCACGAUAAGAAAUGCGGCGCUUGUGGAAAGGCCGAAGGUGAAUUGAUGAGAUGUACGGGUUGCGGUGAAGUCGUCUACUGUGGAAAGGUGAGUAUCAAAUCAACACCCUUUGGACCUUGGACUUACGCUUAG